Impatiens glandulifera is the source of this 3500-nucleotide messenger RNA. RefSeq names its product DNA mismatch repair protein MSH7. The coding region runs from base 58 to 3372 and encodes 1104 amino acids. Gene Ontology annotation, biological process: mismatch repair. The transcript is spliced from 17 exons. Gene Ontology annotation, molecular function: mismatched DNA binding; ATP binding; ATP-dependent DNA damage sensor activity. The record is from RefSeq and is a predicted model, not a curated record. NCBI's taxonomy places the organism in Eukaryota, Viridiplantae, Streptophyta, Magnoliopsida, Ericales, Balsaminaceae. Gene Ontology annotation, cellular component: nucleus; MutSalpha complex.
UUGCUAACUUAUCUCUCCCAAUCUCUCUCAAUCUCUCUCCGUUCCGAUUAACCUAGCAUGCAUCGUCAGAAAUCCAUACUAUCUUUCCUCAAGAAACCUGCACCAGAUAACCAAAAGCGCGAUGAUGGCAUUGGCUGCACGCUGGACCGCCUCAGAGUCCCUCAUAUCCCGAAGUCCAUCAGCCACUCCAUUUCCGGAGAGAGUCAACUUUCUUCUAUUUCUUCCAUUGAUUCGCCUUUUGAAGUAAGAGGAACCGAUACACCGCCUGAGAAGGUACCGCGUCCGAUAUUUUCGGAUAAGACCACAUCUUCUCUCUUCUCCAGUAUCAAGCAUAAGUUUGCCAAGGUCGAUAACAGACAAAAUCAUCAAGAGAGGACUAAUUGUAGUGAUGGCAUUGCUAUUGCUAGCUCAAUUUCUAAUACGAGUGGUGUCCAGGAAGAAUUGUCUUGUGGAAUUUCUCCAUUUCAACAUAGGGUUGAGGAAAAUGUCAUCACUGCCGGUCGAACAAUUAAUCGAGUUAAUAAAGGGUCACAUUUGUUCAUAGAAGAUUUAGAUGACAUUGCAGGGCCUGAAACACCAGGAAUGCGACCUCUUGUUCCUCGUUUUAAGCGAAUUCAAGAGGAAACCUGCAAGACUCAGGCUACAGAUGUAUCCCUUGAAUCAAGUUCCAACAAAAGAAUGAAAUAUCUCCAGGAUUCAGAAUAUGUAAAUAAAAAACUUGAAGGAUCUUCUGAAAUGGAUUCUAAGUUUGAAUGGUUGGACCUUUGUAAAAUCAAGGAUGCAAAUGGAAGAAGGCCUGAGGAUCCUCUUUAUGACAAGAGGACACUUUAUAUACCUCCUCACGUUUUAACAAAAAUGACAGCAUCUCAGAGACAAUAUUGGAGUGUAAAAUCAAAAUAUAUGGAUGUUAUACUCUUUUUCAAAGUGGGGAAAUUUUAUGAGCUGUAUGAACUUGAUGCUGAAAUUGGCCACAAGGAGCUUAACUGGAAAAUGACAUUAAGUGGUUUGGGAAAAUGCAGACAGGUUGGCAUCUCUGAAAAUGGAAUUGAUGAUGCCGUGCAAAAAUUGACUGCUCGAGGGUAUAAAGUUGGGCGAAUGGAACAGUUGGAGACAUCUGAACAAGCAAAAUCUAGAGGCCCUGGUUCUGUGAUUCAAAGGAAAUUAGUUCAAGUGAUCACUCCAUCAACUAUACUUGAUGGUAACAUUGGACCUGAAGCAGUUCAUCUGCUGGCAAUAAAAGAGGGUAAAUGUUUGCUGGGAGAUGGGUCGACUGCAUAUGGAUUUGCUUUUGUUGAUUGUGCAGCUUUAAAGUUUUGGCUUGGAUCUUUUUCUGAUGAUUCUUCUUCUGCAGCAUUAGGUACUCUGAUGAUGCAGGUGUCACCAAAGGAAGUUAUAUAUGAAACACAAGGGCUGUCCAGAGAAGCUCAAAAAGCAAUUAACAAGUACUCUGUAUCAGGAUCUUCAGCAUCACAACUGACCCCUAUACAACCUGCCAUAGACUUAGUGGACGCUUCUGAUGUUAGAAAUCUGAUUCAGUCAAAAGGAUACUUUAAAAGUUCUUGUCAUAUGUGGAAUGAUGUGCUCGAUAGCAUUAUCCACCGUGACCUUGCCUUAUGUGCUCUCGGUUGUCUUGUUAGUCACCUAGGUCGUUUGAUGUUAGACGAUAUUUUGCAUAAUGGAAGCAUUCUCCAAUAUCAAGUCUAUAAAGGUUGCCUUAGAAUGGAUGGGCAGACAAUUGGAAAUCUUGAGAUAUUUAACAAUAAUGUUGAUGGAAGUUCAUCAGGUACUCUGUACAGCUAUCUGGAUAACUGUGUAACACCUUCUGGAAAGCGUCUUCUAAAAAGAUGGAUCUGCCAUCCAUUGAAUGAUGUAGAGGAAAUAAAGAACAGGCUAAAUAUGGUUGAAAUAUUGAUAUCACAUCCAGAAAUUAUGGGUCUCAUAGGACAAUCUUUUCGCAAGAUUCCAGACUUGGAGAGGUUGAUUGGUCGAGUUAAAGCUAGCUUUCAGUCAGCUGAUUCUCUUGUCAUUCCUUUGUUUGGAAAGAAGGUUCUGAAACAACGGGUUAAAGUGUUUGGAUCCUUGGUUAAAGGCUUGUCUGUUGCAAUGGAAUUCUUGGUACAAUUACUUGAGUCACAGAUAAUUGUUUCGUUGCUGAAAGUUUUGAAGCUUCCUCCCUUAAAUGGUGAUGAGGGACUUAUAAAACAUCUCUCUCAAUUUGAAGCAGCUAUUGACACCGAUUUCCCCAAUUACCAGGACCGUGAUGCAAAAGACAUAGAUGCUGAGAUUCUUUCUGUUCUUGUUGAGUUAUUUCUUGAGAAGUCAAAUGAAUGGUCUGAAGUGAUCCAAGCCAUAUCAUGCAUUGAUGUUCUAAGAUCUUUUGCAAUCAACGCCGUUUCUUCAUGCGGCGGUUCCGUGUCUAAGCCUGUUAUUUUGUCUCAAUCAAAAGCAACAAAUGUAUCACAAGAAACCAGUGGACCAAUUCUUAAAUUAAAAGGACUCUGGCAUCCAUUUGCUUUUGGUGAUGGUGGAAGAAUGCCUGUUCCAAACGAUGUUAUCCUUGGGGAGGAUUCAGAUGUCUAUCAUCCUCGCACUUUGCUAUUGACUGGACCAAACAUGGGUGGGAAAUCUACUUUAUUACGUGCAACUUGUUUAGCUGUUAUUCUAGCCCAGAUAGGUGCUUAUGUGCCUUGCGAAUCAUGUGUUCUUUCCCUUGUGGAUAACAUUUUCACCCGACUUGGUGCCACUGAUCGGAUCAUGACAGGAGAAAGUACAUUUUUCAUUGAGUGCAAUGAAACAGCAGCAGUUCUUAAACAUGCUACACAAGAUUCCUUGGUUCUUCUCGACGAACUAGGUCGCGGCACAAGCACAUUUGAUGGAUAUGCAAUCGCUUAUGCUGUAUUUCGGCAUCUAGUAGAGGUGGUGAAUUGCCGGUUACUUUUUGCAACACAUUAUCAUCCCCUAACAAAGGAAUUCGCAUCUCAUCCCCACGUAUUACUCCAACACAUGGCAUGCACUUUCAAGUCAUACUUGUUGAAACCAGAGCAAAACCUAGUUUUUCUGUAUCGGCUUGCCUCUGGGCCAUGCCCUGAGAGCUACGGGAUGCAAGUGGCUCUCAUGGCUGGGAUUCCAAAUCAGGUAGUCCAAGCUGCAUCAAGGGCUGGCAAAACAAUGAAAGCCUCUCUUGGAGAAACUUUCAAGUCUAGUGAACAAAGAUCAGAAUUCUCUUCUCUACAUGAAGAAUGGUUGAAGACACUCUUAACCAUGUCAAAAAUCAGUCCAGCAUUAAUUGACAAUAAAGAAGACGAGGACAAUGAUACAUUUGAUACAUUGUUUUGCCUAUGGCAUGAAUUAAAGAACUCGUACGGUAGGUAAGUAGAUCAUAGAUGAGAUAAGCUAAUAUCAUAUAUGAAUCAUGUUGUUAGUUUUGCAUUAUGCUAACAGUUUGUGUAUGAUUGAUUAUUCAGCAGCAUGAAUCAUGACAGUAGCAAACAUAAGCUAAG